This is a messenger RNA of Psilocybe cubensis, 1017 nucleotides long. RefSeq lists its product as uncharacterized. Lineage: Eukaryota; Fungi; Basidiomycota; Agaricomycetes; Agaricales; Agrocybaceae. Gene Ontology annotation, biological process: removal of superoxide radicals. The record is from RefSeq and is a predicted model, not a curated record. Gene Ontology annotation, molecular function: thioredoxin-disulfide reductase (NADPH) activity. Bases 1 to 1017 code for a protein of 338 amino acids. Gene Ontology annotation, cellular component: cytoplasm. The transcript has 7 exons.
AUGGCACCAACGAACCCUGCGAAAGUCGAACGAAGCUCCAAGAUGCACUCGAAAGUCGUAAUUAUUGGCUCGGGUCCUGCUGGGCACACAGCUGCGAUCUACCUUGCGCGUGCAAACCUCGAACCCGUCCUCUUUGAAGGCUUUAUGGCCAAUGGUUUUGCUGCUGGUGGUCAGUUAACGACCACUACUGAUGUCGAGAAUUUCCCUGGUUUCCCGACGGGCAUUCUUGGACCAGAGCUCAUGGACAAGUUCAGAGAACAAUCUGUUCGAUUCGGCACACGUAUCAUCACGGAAACUGUAUCGAAAAUUGAUUUAUCGGCGCGCCCAUUCCGAUACUGGCGCGAGAUGCAGGAGGAUCAGGAGCCGGAGACUGCGGAUGCCAUCAUCAUCGCCACCGGUGCCAGUGCAAAGAGACUGGGGUUGAAGGGUGAAUCGGCUUACUGGCAAAGCGGUAUCAGUGCCUGUGCUGUCUGUGAUGGCGCCGUUCCCAUCUUUAGGAAUAAACCUCUGGCCGUUAUCGGGGGUGGCGAUUCAGCAGCUGAGGAAGCUACAUACUUGACUAAAUAUGGAUCACAUGUUUAUGUUCUCGUGCGCCGUGGCGAGUUGAGAGCUUCCAAAAUCAUGGCAAAGCGUCUCCAGAAUAACCCUAAAAUUACUAUUCUCUGGAACACUGUGGCCACGGAGUGUCAAGGUGAUGGAGAUCUUUUGAACAAUCUUAGAAUCAAGAAUGUCCUUACUGGGGAAGAGCGUGAUCUUCAAGUAAAUGGAUUAUUUUAUGCCAUCGGCCAUGAACCUGCAACGUCGCUUGUUCGCACUCAGUUGCAAACCGACCCCGAUGGUUACAUCAUAACCGUACCUGGGACUACUCAGACUUCUGUGAAGGGAGUCUUCGCUGCUGGCGAUGUUCAAGAUAAACGAUAUAGACAGGCUAUAACCAGCGCUGGUAGCGGCUGCAUGGCCGCAUUGGAAGUCGAAAAGCUGAUUGCGGAGGAGGAAGAACUUGGCGAUAUCGAGUAA